AUGGCAGUGGCCAAUAUGGUGUGUUUCUCUGACGUGGAAACUUUCUUGGACUCGCACCCCGAGUUAUUCGAGGACUACCUGAACCGAAAGGGCACUUAUGGCAUGGUGGAAAAGUGGCUGAAGAACCACCAAGCGGCCAAGGCGGGUCCGGCGGCUGCGACCCCGGCCGAGCCGAGGGACGAAAAGGGCGCCGCGCUGAAGGACAGCUGGGCGAGCAAAUGCGAUGGUCUGCAGCGGAGAGCCUCGCAGAAGGAGCUGCGCAAAACUUUUGCCCGCUCCAAAGCCGUCAACGUCAACCGAACCUACGACGAGCAAGUCACCUCGAGGGCCCAGGAGCCGCUGAGCAGCAUGCGGCGGAGAGCCCUUCUGAGGAAGGCGAGCUCGCUGCCCCCGACCACCGCGCACAUAUUGAGCGCCUUGCUCGAGUCCAGAGUCAACAUUCCGCAGUACCCGUCCACGGCCGUGGAUUUCAAAUAUUACCUGAAGGAGAACAACGAGAGGGAGUUCUUCCUGGAGCUCGUCAAAGACAUUUCCAACGACCUGGACCUGACGAGCCUCAGCUACAAAAUCCUGGUGUUCGUGUGCAUCAUGGUGGAUGCGGAUCGGUGCUCCCUGUUUCUAGUGGAGGGCACCGAGAACAAGAAGACGCUCGUGUCCAAGUUCUUCGACGUGCACGCGGGCACCGCGGUGCUGCCCUCCAUGAACUCGGGCGAAGUGCAGGUGCCCUGGGGCAAAGGUAUCAUCGGAUAUGUGGCUGAGCAUGGAGAGACGGUCAACAUUCCGGACGCUUACCAGGAUCGUCGUUUCAGUGAUGAAAUUGACAAGCUAACAGGCUACAAGACCAAGUCGCUCUUGUGUAUGCCCAUUCGCAACAGCGAUGGAGAGAUUAUCGGUGUGGCUCAGGCCAUCAACAAGACUUCAAGUGUGGAGCUCUUCACUGAAGAUGAUGAAAAGGUACUGCAGAUGUACCUGCCCUUCUGUGGCAUUGCCAUCUCCAACGCUCAACUCUUUGCUGCCUCAAGGAAAGAAUAUGACAGAAGUCGGGCUCUUCUCGAGGUCGUCAACGACCUGUUUGAAGAACAGACCGACCUGGAGAAAAUUGUCAGGAAGAUCAUGCAUCGGGCUCAGACAUUGUUAAAGUGCGAGCGCUGUUCUGUUCAAUUGCUGGAGGACAUCGAGUCACCGGUAGUGAAGUUCACUAAGUCUUUUGAAUUAUUGUCACCUAAGUGCAGUGCUGAUGCUGAAACAAGUUUCAAGGACAGUAUGGAAAAGUCUUCUUACUCUGAUUGGCUCAUCAACAACAGCAUUGCAGAGCUGGUUGCAUCCACAGGACUUCCUGUGAACAUCAGCGACGCUUACCAGGAUCCUCGCUUUGAUGCUGAGGCGGAUCAGUUUUCAGACUUCCACAUUCGCUCUGUGCUUUGUGUUCCUAUAUGGAACAGCGAUCACCAAAUCAUUGGUGUUGCGCAAGUGUUGAAUCGCCUUGAUGGGAAACCGUUUGAUGACGCAGACCAACGUCUCUUUGAGGCAUUUGUGAUCUUUUGUGGCCUGGGCAUCAACAACACGAUUAUGUACGACCAGGUGAAGAAGUCCUGGGCCAAGCAAUCAGUGGCUCUCGAUGUGCUCUCCUACCACGCCACUUGCUCCAAGACUGAAGUUGACAAAUUCAAGGCCGUCAACAUCCCCCUGGUGUGCGAGCUGGGAAUUGACAAGCUCUCCUUUGACGAUUUCUCCCUGGACGUUGACGCCAUGAUAACGGCUGCGCUGAGAAUGUUCAUGGAGCUGGGAAUGGUUCCCAAAUUUAAGAUCGACUAUGAGACGCUGUGCAGAUGGCUGCUGACUGUCAGGAAAAACUACCGCAUGGUUCUGUACCACAACUGGAGACACGCCUUCAACGUGUGCCAGUGCAUGUUUGCCAUGCUCACGACGGCCGGCUUCCAGGAGACACUGACAGAAGUAGAGAUCUUAGCACUUAUCGUGGGUUGCGUGUGUCACGACUUGGACCACCGGGGCACCAACAACGCUUUCCAGGCCAAAACAGGCUCGGCUCUGGCUCUGCUUUACGGGACCUCAGCUACGCUUGAGCAUCACCACUUCAACCACGCCGUCAUGAUCCUGCAAAGCGAGGGUCACAACAUCUUCUCCAACCUCUCAUCCACUGAGUACAGCAACCUUAUGCAACUACUCAAACAGUCUAUUCUGGCUACAGACCUCACGCUUUAUUUUGAAAACAGAAACACUUUUUUUGAACUGGUCAACAAAGGGGAGUAUAACUGGAACGUGAAGGCUCACAGAGACAUGUGCAGAUCCAUGAUGAUGACAGCGUGCGAUCUCGGCGCUGUCACCAAGCCUUGGGAAAUAUCCCGCAAGGUGGCCGAGUUAGUAACCAGCGAGUUUUUUGAGCAAGGCGACAGGGAGCGAUCAGAGCUGAAGCUCACACCUUCGGCAAUUUUUGACCGCAAUAGAAAAGACGAACUGCCUGGUCUUCAGUUGGAGUGGAUUGACGGAAUUUGCGCCCCGCUCUAUGAGACUCUGGUCAAGUUGAAUCCUAAACUCAAGCCCAUGCUGGACACGAUCCAGGUCAACAGGUCCAAAUGGGAGGAGCUGAACGAAAAGCGUCAACACGAGCGCGGCAGUUCUGACCCGGCGCACCCUUCCGAGCCCGUCGGCUCCCCCUGCCGGAGCAAAUGCGUGGACCGCCCGGCCUCCCAACCGGUUGGUUAG
Nerophis lumbriciformis (worm pipefish) is the source of this 2724-nucleotide messenger RNA. The record is from RefSeq and is a predicted model, not a curated record. NCBI's taxonomy places the organism in Eukaryota, Metazoa, Chordata, Actinopteri, Syngnathiformes, Syngnathidae.